Messenger RNA from Erinaceus europaeus (western European hedgehog), 1164 nucleotides. Its product is annotated as vomeronasal type-1 receptor 90-like. The coding region runs from base 1 to 1164 and encodes 387 amino acids. The record is from RefSeq and is a predicted model, not a curated record. Gene Ontology annotation, biological process: G protein-coupled receptor signaling pathway. Gene Ontology annotation, cellular component: membrane. Gene Ontology annotation, molecular function: pheromone receptor activity. Lineage: Eukaryota; Metazoa; Chordata; Mammalia; Eulipotyphla; Erinaceidae. The transcript is spliced from 3 exons.
AUGGAGGAAGUUAAAGUGAGGGCAGAAAUUAAUGAAAUAGAAAAGAAUAAUGAAAUGAGAGCUGAUUCUUUGGAAGGGACAGCCAAGGUCCUGAGAGGGCCCAUAAGACACUGUUACUUAUGGAAGCGACCAGUCAACCCCUAUGUAGACUAUGGAAAACUACAGUGGUUACCUAUAGUGGUGGGAGACUACAACUGCGUGGUUUUCCCACAUAAAGAUGAGCGCCAGCAGCAAGAUUUCAUUCUUAAUGUUUUAAGAUACAUCUUUUACUCUGAGAUUGGCAUUGGGAUCUCAGCUAAUAUCAUCCUUCUUCUCUUUCACACCCUCAUCUUCCUUCUCCAGUCCAGACCCAGACCUACUGACCUGGCCACUGGUCACCUGGCCUUUGUCCAAACCAUUAUGCUUCUCACUGGGGGUGUUAUAGCCACAAACAAGUUUUGGUCCCAGGAUGUUAUCAAUAACUUCAGUCUUAUGUCUACUUUGUAUAUGAACAGGAUGACCAGGCAACUGUCCAUUCUCACCACCUGCCAGCUGAGCAUCCUCCAGGCCAUCACCCUCAGCCCCAGAAGCUCUUGUCUGGCUAAAUUCAAACCCCAAUCCUCACAACGUGUCCUGUAUUCUUUCUGCUUCCUCUGGGCUUUCAGUAUGUUCCCUAGUCCUCGAAUACUCUCAGUUGUGUCUUCCUUUAACCACACCACAGCUGCUACUGGGGUUGUCGAUGACACUUGCUCACUUCCACCCCUGAGCUAUUUCAUUCAACACCUAUUUGCCUCACUCAAGACCUUGUUGGAUGCCGUCCUUGUUGUCCUCAUGGGCCUGGCUAGUGGGUACAUGGCGACUCUCCUAUGCAGGCACAGGAAGCAGACUCAGCAUCUUCACAGCACCAGCCUUUCCCCCAGAGCAUCUCCAGAAGUCAGUGCCACCCAGACCAUCCUGCUGCUCAUGGCUUUAUUUGUGGGCGUGUACUGUUUGGAUUCUGUUUUGUCCUCCUUCUCCUUAGGAAUGCUGUGGAGCAAUGGUUCAGUUAUUUUAAGUUUCCAGAAGCUUGUGAGCUAUGGCUAUGCCUCCUUCAGCCCUUUGAUGUUAAUCUAUACUGAGAAACGAAUAAUUGUUUUCCUAAAAUCCUGUUGGGGAAAGUGCUGUAAAUGCACCAUCAUCCAGUAA